AUGACUGUGGCAUUCCAUCUGAAAGCUGUUUUACAACAGAGUUCGUGCAGUUUAUAUACUAUAUUCUUUCACGGGACUCUUGUUUGCAUGUUGCUGUCCAAGAAGGCUGCAUGCUCAAAGCCAAAGCAAAGGCUGCACAACAUUUCCCGUCUACACAAGGAGUUUCUUCUCCUCUUGGUAGCAGUCGAUUAUAGCAAGGGAGAGAAGUUUCAGAGCUGUGCAAUGGCUGCAUUGUUGAGAUCCUUCGUUGUUCUCCUGCUUGUCGUCGUCGCGGUGGAAGCGCGCUCCUGGUCUCCGCUCUACGGCACCAACGCGGGUGUGGGAUUCAACGACACGAGUUCUUCCUCGGCGAUCAAAACGCUCACCGGAAUCCGCGUACACUACGGCUGGGUGAUCGACGGCAUCCAGGGACAAUACACCACCGGCAGCUCUUCAACCUGGAUGCCUAACCACGGCACAACCACGCAAUUCACAGAGAUCCAACUCGCCUAUCCGUCGGAGAGGUUCGUGCGCGCCACUGGCAAGUACGGGCCGUACAGCAGCGAGAAGAACCAGGGUGUCACGGUGACGGAGCUGUCGUUCGUCACGUACAACAACAUCACCGGCACGAGCGUCACGUACGGCCCGUACGGCGGGCAUGAGAUGAGCAGCCAGACGAGCUUCCAGACGGCGGACGCGAGCGAGAUCGUGGGCUUGUAUGGAUUCACCUCGGACUACAUGCGCGGAAUUGGUUUCGCGCUCGAGCCUGCCAAGAACUAGAAACUUGGAUAUAGAUGAUUAAUCAUCAUACCAUGAAUCUAUCUAUCUACCAACCAUUGCUAAUUUACAGUUGAACUUGAGAAUGUAGCCACUGUUUCAA
Selaginella moellendorffii is the source of this 859-nucleotide messenger RNA. RefSeq lists its product as uncharacterized. The record is from RefSeq and is a predicted model, not a curated record. Lineage: Eukaryota; Viridiplantae; Streptophyta; Lycopodiopsida; Selaginellales; Selaginellaceae. Bases 1 to 759 code for a protein of 252 amino acids. The transcript has 3 exons.